Messenger RNA from Myotis davidii, 759 nucleotides. RefSeq names its product chromosome unknown open reading frame, human C15orf65 (gene PIERCE2). Gene Ontology annotation, biological process: axoneme assembly. Gene Ontology annotation, cellular component: axonemal microtubule. Lineage: Eukaryota; Metazoa; Chordata; Mammalia; Chiroptera; Vespertilionidae. The transcript has 2 exons. The record is from RefSeq and is a predicted model, not a curated record. Bases 261 to 614 code for a protein of 117 amino acids.
CAGGAAGCCACGAGUCUCAUAACAUCCGGGCCCGGGCGCUCUAAAGGCGGAGAGGCGCCGCGGAAGGUUGCUAUGGAGAUGGGCUGCUACAAUCGCUCCAAAGGAUUCAUUUCAACCCGGAGGACUGCCCGGGAUUUUGAUCCAGCCCAUAUUUUCCCUUCUCUUUCAGGCUUUAAUUGAGUGUACAUAAAAAGCCGCAUCCUUUGGCCGCCUCGUCAUCCGCUGAAGAAAAAGACUGCCUUUGACGAAAAAAGAAAGAUAUGGAGAAUGACCGGGAUAAGAAAAGUACUUUAGCUUCAACUUCAGACACAGAAAUGAAACCUCAACAACUGCCUACUUGUGUGAACCCUGGCAAUCCUGUGUUUUCAUGUAUGUUGGAUCCAAAAACACUCCUUACAGCUACCUCACUAUCAGAGCCCAAGAUGAUUAUGUAUAAAACCAAUUCAAGUACGUAUGGUGAAUGUCUACCUACGCCAGAGUUUUUCCCCUGCAUUUAUACUCCAAAAGAGCAAGAAUUUUCAAGGCAUAUCAGAGCUACAGGAUUUUAUCAAAAUAACACUCUAAAUACUGCACCUGACAAAACCAGAACCUAUAAUUUUCAACAUCCUCUAUGAAAAUAUAUUCCUUUGUACGUUUAACAGAAAAUAUACUCAUGAAAAAAAUGAGUUUUAAGUCUAAGGCUAGAAUACCUAAUUGGGAAUAUGGAAAGAUUUUAAUUUUAAAAAAUAUUUUUAAGAAAUAAAGUAUUUCAACUGAUAA